This is a messenger RNA of Diuraphis noxia (Russian wheat aphid), 1238 nucleotides long. RefSeq names its product growth hormone-regulated TBC protein 1-A. The record is from RefSeq and is a predicted model, not a curated record. Lineage: Eukaryota; Metazoa; Arthropoda; Insecta; Hemiptera; Aphididae. Gene Ontology annotation, molecular function: GTPase activator activity; small GTPase binding. Gene Ontology annotation, biological process: regulation of GTPase activity.
GGGACGAUAGACCGGUCGACACUCGACGGCCAUACUAAUAGAGUGGUAGCUGCUGUAUAAUAAUUAGUAAUUCACUGGUUGCACGUCCUCAACGCGUUUCGUUGUUUGAACAGUUUGAACCUCUUAUUAAACGUAUUUUGUUGUGCCUUCGAACACGUUAGAAAUGACAACUUCCACUUUCAGCAAAACCGAUGAGUAUGGUUUCAAACGUCCUGAUGAUUUCGAUUAUGUGGAGUAUGAAAAGUUCAUGUCCGCUUACUUAAAUUUACUUACUAGACGUUCAAUGGACUGGGUUAGCCUUUUGAUUUACAAUCCACAGCUGAAGAGAAACGCUAAACUUAAAAAGUUUGUACGCACAGGAAUACCAUUGAUACUUAGGGGACCGGGGUGGAUUUCUGUCAGUGGUGUGCAAAAGUUGAAAGACAAGUAUGGGUCUAAUACAUAUAGAAAAAUGCUAGACGAACCAAUUAAUGAGGACAUCAAGAAUAUAAUAUUGGUCGAUAUUCCACGAACAUACCCAGAUAAUAUUUAUUUUCAACCAAAUUCUGAAAAUCAAAAAACAUUGUUUAGGAUACUAUGUGCAUUUGCAGCAUGUAAUCCAGAUGUAGGAUACUGUCAGGGUUUAAAUUACAUAGCUGGUUUGUUGCUAUUAAUUACUAAAAAUGAAGAAUCUUGUUUUUGGUUACUAAGAGUGUUGGUGGAGAAUAUACUACCAGACUAUUAUUCUAAGACAAUGGAAGGUGUCAUUGUUGAUAUUGAAGUUUUUUCACGCCUAGUAAAGAAAAAAUGUCCUGAAGUGUCAAAGCAUAUGAUUAAUUUAGAAAUGCCGUGGGCAUUAGUUGUUACUAAAUGGUUUAUUUGCCUUUUUUCCGAGGUUUUACCAAUUGAGACAACUUUGCGAGUUUGGGAUUGCUUGUUUUAUGAAGGAUCUAAGAUUUUAUUCAGAGUUGGCUUAAUGUUAGUGAAACAUUAUAAAAAAGAUUUGUUGGCAUGUGAAGAUAUUGCAUCAUUGGCGGAAUGUUUCAAGUCGAUCGUUCAACGACCAUUUCCUUUAAACUGCCAUAUAUUCAUUAAACAAAUGUUUACAGAAAUUGGCUCAUUACCUAUGUCAUUGAUUAAUGAUCUACGGAAACAAGUAUCUGCUGAACGUAAUGCUAACAAAUCUACCUCUAAAAAUAAAAAAGAUUGAAAUUAUAUAACUAUUAAUUUUAAGAGCUUAUAAAAUGUUUGUACAGUUU